AGCAUGGCGCGUUUUUUCCCUAGUAUAAAUUGAGGUAGCUGCCAAUCCGUAAAAAAAGCGAGAAGAAAAAGAGAGAAACAAGCUCUCUUAGUCUGUAUACCCAAUCGCCUUUGCUGGCAUCGUUAAUUGUCCGACAACUAUGAAGCUCCCCAAGAUCUUCACUGCCUUAGGGCUUCUUCUCACCCCUGUCCUCUGCGACAACACGCUGAACAUUGUCGCGCAUCCAGACGAUGACCUCCUCUUUCUGAACCCCGAUAUCCUGCACGAUAUCAGCAACGGUUACACCUUGCGAACGGUAUACCUAACAUCCGGAGAUGCUGGUCUGGACUGGACAUACUGGACCAGUCGACAGGCAGGAGUCCUGGCAGCAUACGCACAAAUGGCCGGCGUCCAGAGCGUCUGGGAUGAAGGCAGUAUUGAAUACGAAGAGAACUAUGUGGCACUCUACACGCUCCACGACAAACCAGAAGUCUCGCUAGCGUUCCUGCAUCUUCCGGACGGAAGCAUCGACGGAAAUGGGUUCGAUCGGACAGACCACGAGAGCUUGGAGAAGCUAUGGAAGAAUGAAAUUGAUCGAAUCUACGCCAUUGAUGAGUCCGGAACCACGUACACGAGAGACGAGCUGAUCGACACGCUUCGCUUCAUUAUUAACGAGUUCCACCCGGACAGCGUGAACUCGUUGGAUUACCUGCAUGACUUUGGGACUGGAGACCACAGCGAUCACACCUCCACUGGGCUGUUCACGAAUGAAGCGGCCAUUGCGGCGACGGAAUAUCCUGGCACUGUCAUCGCCUAUGAAGGGUAUCCGAUUAAGAACGAAGCGCCUAACGUUGAUGGGGAGGACCUGGAGAGGAAGAAGGCUGCGUUCUAUACGUAUGCGGGCUAUGACCCUGAUGUUUGUGUCAGUGAUCAGGAUUGCAGUGGAACGGAAUACGAAGCUUGGUUGCCGAGAUUGUACACUGCGAACUAGGCGCAACAAGCUGGCUUCCAUCGCCUGAAGAAAGCCUGAGACCACGGGAUGAGAGGUGGGCAGCAUGCUGCCACGGGGAAUACGUACUGAGUGCUUACAUAUCACUUCAACAUGAUACAUUAAUUAUAUAUCGAAGUGCCCUGCAUACAUGUUAAAAUGGCAAUUUCGAUAGCAUCCGAUUGCCUAGGUUGAGUUCACAAGCAAUGGCGGGGUAGGAUAUAGCGUAGGGCUACAGUGGAGCUGUGGACAUCUAACCUCCCGCGGGCUGAAGAAUUUUUCGUCAUCGAUUUUAGUACGCUUGUGAUGUUUGAUAGAUGGGCUAACUCGAUUGCGGAGGAUAACCGGUGACAGUAUCGUAGUCCAUUCGUAUAAUUGCAGUGCACUUGAAAUGACGCGCGUGGAGAGCGUGCGCAUCGUGCGGUCCUGCCACGCUCGCUGUGUGACAUGCCUAGCCACAUGGACAAUUCACCGGGAUUACCCCCCUCCCCCCCCCAUC
Messenger RNA from Aspergillus versicolor CBS 583.65, 1466 nucleotides. Its product is annotated as PIG-L family deacetylase. Gene Ontology annotation, biological process: GPI anchor biosynthetic process. NCBI's taxonomy places the organism in Eukaryota, Fungi, Ascomycota, Eurotiomycetes, Eurotiales, Aspergillaceae. Bases 140 to 970 code for a protein of 276 amino acids. The transcript has a single exon. Gene Ontology annotation, molecular function: N-acetylglucosaminylphosphatidylinositol deacetylase activity. The record is from RefSeq and is a predicted model, not a curated record. Gene Ontology annotation, cellular component: endoplasmic reticulum.